Molecule: messenger RNA, 588 nt
Organism: Meloidogyne enterolobii
Lineage: Eukaryota; Metazoa; Nematoda; Chromadorea; Rhabditida; Meloidogynidae
Source: the annotation of a GenBank genome assembly
AUGAGCAAUACCAACUCAGCAUCAUCACCCUCUCCUAUGCGCUGGGUCUUAAAUCAAGACGCGCGUAAUUGUUCUGGAAUUAUGUGCCCCCCAGACACUCUUUGUUUGCGACCAGAACAUUUUUCUGUUCCGACACAUUGUGUCCAUAAAAGUGUAAUGGACAACGUUGCCAAACACCUUUCGAAUGGGCCGGUUUAUUUGUGCAAUGAUGGGAUUAUUCAGAAUGUCAUUGUGGCGAUGCUUGUGAUAGCUCUGUUCUCUUUGUUCUACUGGCGUUCGUCAUUUAAAAAACUUUCCGACAACAAAAAGGAGAAAAAGAAUACCCGAAAAGAUGGAUAUAACAAAUCUCUAAGUCCUUCAAUAUGCAAUACUUUAACAACUAAUCUUGAGUUAAUGACUCCUCGAUUGGAGCUGCCUACUCGAUCGAACCCAACCCACUUAUGUGAAAGAAGUGACCAAUAUACUAUUUUGACUCCUAAAUUGUUCGACCCCUCCGCAAGUACUGGUCGGCGUUAUGAAAGAAAUGAUCAAUCAGCAAAUUCGAGUUCAUUCAGUUCUGAAUACUCUGCACCUUAUAAUAAUGUUUAA